Molecule: messenger RNA, 1305 nt
Organism: Fusarium coffeatum
Lineage: Eukaryota; Fungi; Ascomycota; Sordariomycetes; Hypocreales; Nectriaceae
Exons: 2
Coding region: 1-1305 (434 amino acids)
Molecular function (GO): UDP-glycosyltransferase activity
Source: RefSeq, a predicted model, not a curated record
AUGCUUGCUAUUGCAGAGCAACUUAUAGCCCGUGGCUACAACGUCUGCUUUGUUUCUGGCUCCGGGUAUCGUCCACAAGUAGAGGCUAUUGGAGCUUCGUUUGUACCAGUUGAAGGUUAUGGCGACUUUUACGACCUGACUUCAUGGGAUCUCGAUGCAGACUGGCCCGAUGAUGAAAAGCAUCUUGAAGGACCAGCUUGUUUCAACCACGAUCUAAUCCAUAUCUUCUGCAAAUCGCUGCCUUCGCAGCACGAAGCCAUUCAAAGAGCUCUCAAGGAGCUUCGAAACGAACACGCCAAGAGACCUAUCUUUGUCAUGACAGAGAGUCUCAAUUUCGGGGCUUUGGCAACCAGACUUGGAGCACCAGGUAUUCGCCCCGAUGGCUUUAUAGCAAUUGGCCUCAACCCAGUUUUACUCACUAGCAUGGACCAUUCUCCGUUCGGAUCAGGCAUGCUUCCUGACCGAACUCCAGAGGGUCGGGGCCGAAACAAAAUUGCCAACGAAGUACAGAAGCAGUUCUUUGCUCCGUCACAAACAGCGUAUAAGGAAGCACUGAAGAGUGUUGGCGCCACACCGGAUGAUACAUUUUUGCUGGACUCUCUUUACUCAUUACCCGAUCGAUUCGUCCAAAUGUGUGCCCCCAGUGUUGAGUAUCAGCGGAGUGACGCCCCUGACACAUUAAGAUUUGCUGGUGGCUAUCCUGCCACCCAACGAACGAAGCGUGAUUGGGAAGAACCUUCGUGGUGGAAAAAGGUUGUCUUGGACAAAAGCGCAAAUCGCAAGAAGAUUGUGUUUGUUUGCCAAGGAACAGUCGCUAUGGACUUCAAUCAGCUGGUGCUCCCGACUAUGGUAGCUUUGCAAUCCCGUUCAGACCUAGAUGUGGUAAUUGCUCUCGGACGGCCUGAUGUUUCUCUCCCCAAUGACGUGUCCAUACCUUCGAAUUGCCGGGUUGAAAGCUUUAUCCCGUACGACAACAUCCUUCCUCACGCUGAUGUGUUUGUAACGACAGGAGGAUACGGCUCGUUCCAGCGAGCACUUAACAAUGGCACACCUCUUGUCAUGGCUGGCACAACGGAAGAGAAGCCUGAGUCGGCGGCGAGAGCCGAAUGGGCAGGUGUCGCGGUAAACCUUCGGACAACGUACCCUUCAGUUGAGCAGUUGUCGCACGCAGUGGACGAGAUUCUCGAGAAUGACAAGUUUAAAAAGAGAGCGUUGGAGAUAAAAUCUGAGAUAGCGCAGUAUGAUCCCGUGGGUGUGAUUGCCCAGAGUAUUGAGGAGCUGGCAAGGCGAGGUGGCAGAGAUUGA